Molecule: messenger RNA, 402 nt
Organism: Lithohypha guttulata
Lineage: Eukaryota; Fungi; Ascomycota; Eurotiomycetes; Chaetothyriales; Trichomeriaceae
Exons: 2
Coding region: 1-402 (133 amino acids)
Source: RefSeq, a predicted model, not a curated record
AUGGUCAAAUUUCGAGGUGUCAAUGUUCAUAUCGUCUCUCAGUUCGAGGCAGUGAGGUUGCCCGAAUAUGGCACUACACAAGGCGUCGAAAAUGGCCAGCACAUCGUAGCGCACUACGUUCCUAUUCACACAGGUGCUCAGAUAUGGUUCGAGUAUUCAAUCGAUGGUCCGCAUCCUCCUAAUGCUAUGUAUCUUUUGAAGUUGUUCAUAAACGGGGAAAACAUCACAAAUUGGAACGUCUUCAUGUUUUCUUCUGAGGAACAGAGUGCCUCUCCGAAUACGAAAGAUCACAAUUUUGAAAUUCGAGUGCACAGAGUCCAGCAAAGACGUCGAGUACGUGAGCUUCCUAUUGAUCCCGAUCUUGUCCAACAGCUACAGCAUACACGAAAUUCAUUGAGGUAA